GUUUUUUAACCUACAUCUGCCAGUCGUAAACAUUGUUGUAAGGCGAAAUUGAAACACAAGAGCCUGUGAACUCUCACAAUCAACUUCCUCAAAACGAUUACUAUUUUAGAAGAUUCUGCUUCAUUUCAUCUCAGCCGAUUCUUCGACACUUGCAGCGAUUCUGAUAUUUGUUUCACACUCAAAUUCUGUUUUUUUUUUGUUUUAUUUUGGCCGACUUCUCAGGUACACACCAUUAACCUGAUUAACGAUAACAAGUCGCUUAUUUUCUGCGAUGAUUUUGUGUUUCGUUCAGACAACUAGAUAAGAUUGUGCAGUUUGUGUUUAUACAGUAUGCAUAGGUCGUUAUUGAUCGUGUUAAGUUGAUAAAAUUUUAUGCACACCAGCUGUUUGAUGAAAUGCUUGCACCGAAACACCCUUCGUUUUCAACGAGAUAUAGCGAUAGUUAUCACUUGUAUUGUUUGAGCCUGUCUUAAAUAUGCACAUUCUCAACUAAGCAAACAGGUCUAGGUUUUUAAUUUCUGUGUGAGGUGGGGUUUUGUGGAUUCUAUUAGCAGCAGCUACUAGGGAGUUGUUUAGAUCUACAUUUUGAGAUUGUUUCUAAUCGUUCUUGUUAUAAAUAUAAACUGAAUUAAAUUGUCGAGUUUAAUGUUUUUACCAAAAGAAUAAAAUAAAAUACAACGUUUUUUUUUUCUUAAAAAAGGAAGACCGACAAUUUCUGAAACGAACAUGUCGUUUCUUUUUCUGAACUUCCAACAAAGUCCAGUCACCCGGGUACACCCAUAGGCAAAAGGUCACCCACGUCUGCGAUCGCAGCCAGCGCUAGUGACCUGGUGUGUCACAAAUUCUAAGGGAAGUCUACCACCCGAAGGCCAACUGUGCUAAAACAUUUCCAACCAGCAACCUCCCAUAAACCUAGUAUUCUAGUAAUUCGGAUACCACUAGAGCACUGACCCUUUAGUUAGCGGUGCACAAAACGUUUUUUUUAUAACCGGAACUGGGGCCGGUUUUGGUCAACAAAGUCAACAACCGGUUUCGGAUACGUCCGGGUUUUGACUAGUUUGGCUGGAUUUUUGUCGGGUUUUGGCCUGUUCGGAUCCGGGUUUUAUGCCUAACGGACAUGUCUUCAAACACUAGACGGAGUUAACAGGCUUCCCUGGCUUAGUUGAUCAUCGUAUCUUCUUCCCAAACUAAACGACUAAAGUGCUAAACCCUGAUUCCCCAUCCUUUCUUGAUCGCGUCAGAUACAAAUUACUCUAGGGUUUCACUUGCUGCUGCUAAUCAAAUCUCAAACUGCUCAAUCAUUAUCAUACUGCAAGUCGAAGGAAAUGGCGGGCACACCCAUGUUGCCACCCAACUUGGUGGCAGGUGGUGCUAACAUGGAAGGAAACGCUGCAGCCGCUCCCCCGACACCUGGGACUGACAUGACCGGAAUAUGCUUCAGGGAUCAGUUAUGGUUAAACACAUAUCCACUUGACCGCAAUCUUGUCUUUGACUACUUUGCACUUUCUCCUUUCUAUGAUUACACUUGCAACAAUGAGCAACUUAGGAUGCGGUCAAUUCAUCCCUUGGAUAUUUCUCAUCUUUCAAAAAUGACAGGAAUAGAAUUCAUGGUGAGCGAAGUUAUGGAGCCGCACCUAUUUGUGAUGCGCAAGCAGAAGAGGGACGGUCCUGAGAAGGUCACUCCAAUGCUAACCUACUAUGUGCUUGACGGUUCAAUAUACCAAGCACCACAACUUUGCAAUGUCUUUUCAGCUCGGGUUGGACGUGCUUUAUACUAUAUAUCAAAGGCUUUUACAACUGCAGCCUCAAAGUUGGAGAAGGUUGGUUAUGUGGACACAGAGGAUGAUAGCACAUCACAUGAACCAAAGGCUGCUAAGGAGACGAUUGACUUUAAGGAAGUCAAACGAGUAGACCACAUUCUUGCCUCGUUGCAACGCAAGCUUCCGGCUGCACCACCACCACCACCAUUCCCGGAGGGUUACACACCACCAUCAACCGCAGAAGGAGAACAAGGCCCUGAAACCGAGCAAGCAGACCCUUCGGUUGACCCCAUUCUUGACCAAGGUCCAGCGAAAAGAUUAAAAUAUGCUUAAUCUUGGUUACUUUAAUCUUGAACAAGUGAGGUUUAUAGUCUCAACUUCUAAUGUAAGAUUCUGUUGUAUACUGAUUAUGAUAAUUGACAAAAGCUUUUGUUGAUUAUAGUAGUUUGUUUAUCAGUA
Messenger RNA from Helianthus annuus (common sunflower), 2219 nucleotides. RefSeq names its product mediator of RNA polymerase II transcription subunit 6-like. Gene Ontology annotation, cellular component: mediator complex; core mediator complex. The record is from RefSeq and is a predicted model, not a curated record. Lineage: Eukaryota; Viridiplantae; Streptophyta; Magnoliopsida; Asterales; Asteraceae. Gene Ontology annotation, molecular function: transcription coactivator activity. The coding region runs from base 1326 to 2093 and encodes 255 amino acids. The transcript has 7 exons. Gene Ontology annotation, biological process: regulation of transcription by RNA polymerase II.